This is a messenger RNA of Schistocerca cancellata (South American locust), 3040 nucleotides long. RefSeq names its product pyruvate dehydrogenase (acetyl-transferring) kinase, mitochondrial (gene Pdk). The transcript has 8 exons. The record is from RefSeq and is a predicted model, not a curated record. Bases 240 to 1457 code for a protein of 405 amino acids. Gene Ontology annotation, cellular component: mitochondrion. Gene Ontology annotation, biological process: regulation of glucose metabolic process; protein phosphorylation. Gene Ontology annotation, molecular function: pyruvate dehydrogenase (acetyl-transferring) kinase activity. NCBI's taxonomy places the organism in Eukaryota, Metazoa, Arthropoda, Insecta, Orthoptera, Acrididae.
AAACUUGUGUUGUGUCGUGCUGCAAGGCAGACGCACUUGUCGUCGUUGCUGUGCUGUGAUGCGUUCAUCAGACGAGAGUGGAGGCUGUGUAGUUGUUGCUGUAAUGAGAACUUCAAUAAUUUGCGAGAUCUUCUAGUAAAAUUUAUUUUAAUGCAAUAUAUACUGCCGCUUAGCGGUGUUAAUUCAUACUAGUCGCCUGUCACAACUAUUUAAUUUUUCAUUCACUUUGAAUAACAAAAAUGAGAUUGACAAGAAGAGUGUUUAAAAAUAUGAGUAGCAUAGCUAGUAUGCUUGACUACUAUUCACAGUUCAACCCGUCGCCGCUUUCAAUUAAACAGUUCAUUGACUUCGGACUGAGUGCUUGCCAAGAGAAAAGCUUUAUCUUUUUGAGGAAGGAACUGCCAGUGAGGCUGGCAAAUAUAAUGAAGGAAAUUCACCUUCUGCCGGACAAAUUGCUGAAGACGCCUUCAGUAAAUCUCGUAAAUAACUGGUACCUGAUGAGCUUCGAGGAAAUUUUGCAUUUUGAAAAAGCCGACGUGAGUCCUGCAGUGCUAGAAAGGUUCUGCCAGGCGCUGAUCAAGAUUCGAAAUAGACAUACGGACGUGGUCCAGACGAUGGCACAAGGGGUCCUUGAGCUGAAGGAGUCGCACGCGGUGGACCAGGCAACGGAGAACAGCAUCCAGUACUUCUUGGACAGGUUCUACAUGUCCAGGAUCAGCAUCCGAAUGCUCAUAAACCAGCACACUCUACUGUUUGGUGGCCAACUUGAUGGUCAACUGAAUAGUCGCCAUAUUGGUUGCAUUGACCCACAGUGUGAUCCAGUCAGUGUGGUUCAAGAUGCUUAUGAACAUGCUCGAUUCCUCUGUGACCAAUAUUAUUUUGCUUCACCUGAGCUUAUCAUUCAUCAACAUAACGCUCUUGAGAUGAAUGCUCCCAUAAGAAUCAUCUAUGUCCCAUCACAUCUUUUCCACAUGCUGUUUGAGCUCUUCAAGAAUUCAAUGAGAGCAAUCAUGGAAUUCCAUGGAAAUAGUGAAAACUAUCCACCCAUAGAGGUCAACAUUGUGCUUGGGAGAGAAGAUGUGUGUGUGAAGGUUUCAGACAAAGGUGGUGGAAUUCCCCGAAGUGCAACUGAUCAGUUGUUUCAUUACAUGUACUCCACAGCUCCACAGCCACCCAAAUCUGAUGCUCACACUGUACCCCUUGCAGGUUACGGUUAUGGUCUCCCAAUUUCUCGUCUGUAUGCGAGGUAUUUCCAUGGGGAUUUGAUGCUGCUUUCCUGUGAUGGAUAUGGAACAGACACUAUAAUUUACAUGAAGGCACUCUCCAAUGAGGCAAAUGAAUUGCUUCCAAUUUUCAACAAGACAUCAACAAAAUAUUAUCGCACAUCAAUCCCUACGGGAGAUUGGAGCAACUGUUCCAACAUUCGGCAUUUGACGAUGAAUCGAUUACGAAGCUAGCCAAUGUUGCAUGGUUGAUUUCAUGUGAACUACUCCUGUCUAAGCUUUUAAAAUUAAAAAUGGAAGUGGAUCCAUUUCUGGAUGAAGACUUCUUGAAUUUCUAGAAGAGACAGAUCUUCCAUUAUGGGUGAAAUUCCAAGAAAAGACUUUAUCCUCAACUGUUUAUUUGUCAUCAUUUAUUGGGAAUAACAAUAUUGUUUAUAAUUGUGUGUAUAUUUGCAGGUGAUAAGCAGACAUAAAGAACCUUUUUUUUUUGUAUAGAGGCAAUGGAGAGCAAGAGAAUAAGACUGCAGAUAGAAAUAAGCAACUGAAGUUUAUUUGAAACAGGGGUAAAUAUUGUAUUUUCAGCACAGAACUGCACACGUGUAACUGGUAGUUUUGCCAGUCUUUUAAUUUUCUUGUGUACAGUAUGAUUGUAGUAUGUUUUAAGGACUUCUUUAGUCUAUCAGUAACUAGAUCAAUGUGUGUGCAAUAUACAUCUAACAUUAAAUGUAAAUGUUAUAGAUUAUGUUCAGAUUUUAUGCUUAAUAGGCAUAUUUCUGUGGGUAAAACUACACAGAAAGAUGUUAGUAAUCAAGCUCCUUAUGGGUGAUAAAUGAAAAGCUGAGAGCUUUCUUCACCUUUUAUUGUUGUUCUUGUGCCUGUUGUUUGUGCUGUGACUGCAGUUGUUAUUUUAUGGUAUGAUGUAAGUUUUUGCAUUUACCAUGGCUUUCCUAUCUCCCUUUUCUGUUUACCUAUGCAAAUUUUACAAUAAGAUGUCAUGUCUUAGAACAGAACCUACCAUUUUUAAAGAGUUUUACAUGUUGGAUUUCAAUAAUAUACCUAUUUACAUUCCAACAGUACAAAAUAUGUCAUUUUUAAUUUACUAAUUUACAUAACAUUAUUGAUUAAGGUGUGAUUCUUUCUCAGAAUUGUGUCUUUACGUGCAGUGUACUGUUUCAAUUAGAUUAUUGUUGUUGUAUAUCACAUUUUAAAUUGUGUUGAAUAUUAAGUUAUUGUAUUGACUGGAUAAUAAAUAAUCAUUUUCAUUAGAAGGGACAGAGAACUCAAAUCAUGAGAUGAAAUGGCAGCCUAUAAUCAUAUUAUGAGUAAUUAUUGAGGACAGCAGUUGUUAAAACUGAAUUGUUCUCAAUAUCUCAAAAUUCUUGUUUGAUCCAAUAUUAACUGCAACAAUGUUUACUCCUCCCCAUCUUUCUCUGUAUCUGUUUUCUGUAUUAGCAGUGAAGUGUAGUAGAGGACAAAAUAGUCUUUUAUUAAAAGUUACUCAUUUCAGGGAGCAGCACUCUGUUUUGGAAAUCAGUUUCAAUCAUAUAAUAGUGCACUAUGAUGGUGCAGUCAACUCAAUUUUUAAUUAAUUCUCAACUUUAAUGCUUUAGUCACUCACAUGCAGAGAACAUGGAUUUUGUCAUUUCUGUAACUCCACUUUUAAUUCUUCUAUUUCACUAGAGAUAUUUAGAUAGACUAAAAGCUUAUCCUUGCUCUCAACAUCAGAAACUGUCUCAUGAGGAGUAGAAAAUAAAACUUGUUUGAGACAAGCUUUCAACAUUAGAACUGAAUUUUUGCAUUGAGACGUUAAGGGGGGG